Molecule: messenger RNA, 2099 nt
Organism: Carassius auratus (goldfish)
Lineage: Eukaryota; Metazoa; Chordata; Actinopteri; Cypriniformes; Cyprinidae
Product: polypeptide N-acetylgalactosaminyltransferase 2-like
Exons: 14
Biological process (GO): protein O-linked glycosylation
Cellular component (GO): Golgi apparatus
Molecular function (GO): polypeptide N-acetylgalactosaminyltransferase activity
Source: RefSeq, a predicted model, not a curated record
CUUCAUGUUAACGUCUUGUCACUAUCUGUCAGUCAGUUUCCCUCCUGGAGAGCUGUUGAUGCUGCAGAUGACAUUAUUCUUGAUAAGUGUAUUUUUCUUAAUAUAUUUUAUCUUUUUCUGUCUCUCAGUUGCCGUCACAAACAGUGGAGGACAGAUCUUUCUGCAUCCAGUGUGGUUAUCACUUUCCACAACGAGGCCCGUUCAGCCCUGCUGCGCACUGUGGUCAGUGUGUUGAAGAAGAGUCCUCCUCAUCUGGUCAAAGAGAUCAUAUUGGUGGAUGACUACAGUGACAACGCUGAAGAUGGUGCUUUACUUGGGAAAAUCGAGAAAGUCAGAGUGCUACGGAACGAUCGUCGAGAGGGUUUGAUGCGAUCCCGAGUCAGAGGGGCAGAUGCGGCCACAGCCAGUGUACUAACCUUCCUUGACAGCCACUGCGAGUGUAACGAACACUGGUUGGAGCCCCUGCUAGAAAGGGUUGCUGAGGAUAAGACUCGGGUCGUGUCACCCAUCAUAGAUGUCAUCAACAUGGACAAUUUCCAGUAUGUGGGCGCAUCUGCAGAUCUUAAAGGAGGUUUUGAUUGGAAUCUAGUUUUUAAAUGGGACUACAUGACCCUGGAACAAAGACGAGCACGGCAAGGAAACCCCACUGCUCCUAUCAAGACUCCCAUGAUUGCCGGUGGCCUCUUUGUAAUGGAUAAGGACUACUUUGAGGAGCUGGGAAAGUACGACAUGAUGAUGGACGUGUGGGGCGGUGAGAAUCUUGAGAUCUCGUUCCGGGUCUGGCAGUGUGGAGGGAGUCUGGAGAUCAUUCCCUGCAGUCGAGUCGGUCAUGUCUUCAGGAAACAGCAUCCAUACACUUUCCCAGGGGGCAGCGGAACUGUUUUUGCCAGGAACACAAGGCGAGCGGCAGAGGUUUGGAUGGAUGAUUUUAAGAACUUCUACUACGCUGCUGUGCCCUCAGCCCGUAAUGUACCCUAUGGCAACAUUCAGAGCAGGCUGGAAAUGAAGAAGAGGUUGGGCUGCAAACCAUUUAAAUGGUACCUGGAGAACGUCUAUCCUGAGCUACGGGUCCCUGAUCAUCAGGACAUAGCCUUUGGAGCAUUACAACAGGGUCAGAACUGUCUGGACACACUGGGACACUUUGCUGAUGGUGUGGUGGGGGUGUACGAGUGCCACAACGCAGGGGGCAAUCAGGAAUGGGCCCUGACUAAAGACAAAUCAGUCAAACACAUGGACCUGUGCCUGACGGUGGUGGAUCGCACCGCUGGCUCACAGAUCAAACUGCAGGGCUGCAGGGAGAACGACAGCAGACAGAAAUGGGAGCAGAUCGACAACAACUCCAAACUGCGGCAUGUGGGCAGCAAUCUGUGCUUGGACAGCCGGAGCGCGCGGAGCGGCGGCCUGACGGUGGAGGUGUGCAGCCCGUCGCUCACCCAGCAGUGGAAGUUCACUCUCAACCUCCAGCCGUAGCUUGUCACGCCAAUCUCAGCCCUCCCAUUCUCGCCCUCGGACAGCCCGUGCUGGGCAUGCACUCGCCCCUCAGAGAUAAUCGCUGCCCGUAUACAGACUCAGGGCCGCCACGAUGCGGUUCAGUGGUCCUCGAGGGCCACGGGGCAAUGAAAACACAAACAAGAUGAUGAAUAUUUCCAUCUAACUAUAUACCUCACUGUUUCAUCUGUUGUCCAGUUCUUGGAAGUGAAUCUUAAGUGUCUAAACUUUAUCGAAACCGAUUUGGGAUUUUUUUUUUCUUUCUUGUUUUCCGAUGCAAAGGAUCUGUUUUUCUUCUUUCCUAAUUUUCACCUUUUCAUGUCUCAUUUUCUUGAAUUCCAGGAUUUUUUUUUUUUUACUACAAUGGACAUCUUUUGUUGUUUUAUUUUUUUAAGUCACGUUACCAAAAUUGUUGAAUGUAAACGACAUGUUGUACGGAGGCUCCCUUCAUGCGCUGUGAUUGGACUGGAUUCUAGUUUGGGUUUGGUUUAAUUUCUGAGCUCAUGGGAUUGAGGGGAGGGCUCGUUUUUUGUGUGCACCAUCUCUUAGACUGUGGAGGACAGCAGCAGCCUUGUUUUUUCGGCUCGCGGUGCUCAUGCAAAAAGAGCAGG